AUGGCCCCCAGCAAGAAGUCCAAGAAGGGUUCCGAUAACAUCAACUCCAGGCUCGCCCUGGUGAUGAAGUCCGGCAAGGUCACCCUGGGUGUUCAGUCUACUAUGAAGACUUUGCGUUCGGGCAAGGCAAAGCUUGUCAUCAUCGCUGCCAACACUCCCCCCUUCGCAAGUCCGAGCUCGAGUACUAUGCCAUGCUGGCUAAGACUCCUGUUCACCAUUUCUCUGGAAACAACCGACUUGCAGAUUGAGCUCGGUACCGCGUGCGGUAAGCUCUUCCGUUGCUCUACCAUGGCCAUCCUCGACGCUGGCGACUCCGAUAUUCUUACCGGUACCCAGUAA
Penicillium diatomitis is the source of this 339-nucleotide messenger RNA. Its product is annotated as 60S ribosomal protein eL30. Gene Ontology annotation, molecular function: structural constituent of ribosome; RNA binding. The transcript is spliced from 3 exons. Lineage: Eukaryota; Fungi; Ascomycota; Eurotiomycetes; Eurotiales; Aspergillaceae. Gene Ontology annotation, cellular component: cytosolic large ribosomal subunit. The record is from RefSeq and is a predicted model, not a curated record. The coding region runs from base 1 to 339 and encodes 112 amino acids.